GUUAAGGGCGGGGCUCCUUUAAAUAUUAAUUGGGAUUCCUAAUUCUAUCAUUCGUGGGUUAGGGUUAGGGUAUAUAGGAACAAUCGAGAGAGUAAUUGGGCAAAAAUAGGAACAAUCGAAUCGAGAGAGAGUAAUCUAAUCGAAAGAGAGAGAUGUCGUACCUUUUACCACACUUGCACUCCGGAUGGGCAGUAGAUCAGGCCAUCCUGGCCGAAGAAGAGCGUCUCGUCGUCAUCCGAUUCGGCCACGACUGGGACGAAACCUGUAUGCAGAUGGAUGAAGUGUUGGCAUCAGUUGCUGAGACUAUAAAGAAUUUUGCUGUGAUUUACCUUGUGGACAUUACGGAGGUGCCUGAUUUUAACACAAUGUAUGAGCUUUAUGAUCCAUCCACAGUCAUGUUCUUCUUUAGGAACAAGCACAUAAUGAUUGAUCUUGGUACUGGUAAUAAUAACAAGAUCAACUGGGCUCUCAAGGACAAGCAGGAGUUCAUUGACAUUGUUGAGACUGUCUACCGAGGGGCAAGGAAGGGUCGUGGUCUUGUAAUUGCACCAAAGGACUAUUCCACGAAGUAUCGUUAUUGAGUACUUAUGCAAAUUGUAGUUGAUUUGAAACUUGUAAGAUUAUCAUUCUGAAAACUGUUGCGUAGAACUUCUGUUGAAAUUAAUUGACUCUGAAUGUGUUGGUUUACAAAUCAGCAGACACCUUAUAUAAGAGAGUGAUACAUUAAGAGAAUCAAAUCUUGCAGUUAUUUAA
Pistacia vera is the source of this 753-nucleotide messenger RNA. Its product is annotated as thioredoxin-like protein YLS8. Gene Ontology annotation, cellular component: spliceosomal complex; U4/U6 x U5 tri-snRNP complex; U5 snRNP. The transcript has 2 exons. The coding region runs from base 153 to 581 and encodes 142 amino acids. The record is from RefSeq and is a predicted model, not a curated record. Gene Ontology annotation, biological process: mRNA splicing, via spliceosome. NCBI's taxonomy places the organism in Eukaryota, Viridiplantae, Streptophyta, Magnoliopsida, Sapindales, Anacardiaceae.